AUGUCGCAAGACCAGAAGUCACUCAUCAGCCCAAAUUCUCAAGGAGCUAACGUACGUUUGGAUCGGCUCGAGGAGGUAUUAAUGCGUCUGAAAGCCCAGCUCACUGCAAUUACCACUAACGGCCCGCGGCGAACACCAAACCGUCGGCGUACAUCCUGCGUUUCCCACACCCACAGUCCACAGUCUCCAAGUAGCGUCUGCUGGUGUCACCAACAAUUUGGAGGAGCUGCUUGACGAUGCCUUCAGCCGUGCUCUUUCAAGGCAUCUCUAGCGGCCUCAGGGAGACGAUCCCACUCGACAAUAGAGGCCACUGUCGCCGGACGCGUUGCCAAUCUCCACACUCGCCGUUUGUUUUUCUGGGACCGUAUCGCUGGUGCCAAAUUCCUUGUCGACUCUGGCGCCGAGGUUAGCGUGGUUCCGCCAACUCCGACCGAACGCAAACUCUGCAGCUCUUUUUGUCUAACAGCUGCCAACAACUCCAGCGUCCCCACCUUUGGACAACGUUCCAUCACACUUGAUUUGGGCCUUCGUCGGAUUUUCCGAUGGGUUUCCAUUAUUGUCGACGUUUCCGCCGCCCUCAUAGGUGCCGAUUUCCUAGCUCACUUCAAUCUAAUAGUUGAUUUGAGGAAUCGCCGACUCGUCGACUGCAUCACCAACCUUCAAGCCCGUUGUCAAUGCGAUGUGAACCCCUGCGUCAACCCUCUCACUGUUAUGCUCAUCUCUGACUGUCCUUUCCACUCACUCCUCAGGCAGUUUCCCCGCCUGACCAACCCCUCAUUUCGUGAAGUGGACAUCAAACACACAGUCACUCACCGCAUUUCCACCAAUGGACCUCCCAAAUCUUGCCGACCACGUCGUAUGGCACCGGACCGUUUGAAGAUCGCCAAGGCAGAGUUCGAACACAUGCUUGAGCUCGGCAUCAUCCGACAGUCCGACAGCUGUUGGACAUCACCCCUCCAUCUUGUCCCAAAGAAGAGCGGCGAUUGGCGACCGUGUGGUGACUAUCGGACGUUGAACUCAGUGACUGUCCCCGACCAAUAUCCCGUCCCUCACAUCCAAGACUUCACUCUUGCGCUGCAUGGUAAGCGGAUAUUCUCCAAGAUUGACCUUGUUCGUGACUACCAUCAAAUCCCAAUCGAGGCCAGUGAUGUGCCGAAAACUGCAGUGACCACUCCCUUUGGGUAA
Molecule: messenger RNA, 1185 nt
Organism: Spirometra erinaceieuropaei
Lineage: Eukaryota; Metazoa; Platyhelminthes; Cestoda; Diphyllobothriidea; Diphyllobothriidae
Source: the annotation of a GenBank genome assembly